Paramecium sonneborni is the source of this 1304-nucleotide messenger RNA. NCBI's taxonomy places the organism in Eukaryota, Ciliophora, Oligohymenophorea, Peniculida, Parameciidae. The record is from the annotation of a GenBank genome assembly.
AUGUAUAAAAUACCAUGUUAUAAACAUGAUGGCUCCUAUGUCUAAUUCAUAAAUAAUGAUGAAAAUAAAACCUAAUUUAUUUGCGAUUAAUGCUAACAGGAUUUGUUUGACUUAAAUCCAAGAUUUAAUUUUUAACAUCUAAUAAAUAUCAACAGAGUAUUAAAUUAUGUUAUUUAAGGCGUUGAAAUCACCUGAAUUUCUCAUUUCAAAAUUAGAUGUAUCAGGUGAGAUGAAGAAUUUCUUUGAUCAAUAUUCAAAGUAUGAUGAAGUUAGUUUAAAUAAAUAAUUCAAAGAGUUUGAAUCUUUGAUUAAGGAUAUUUAAGAUGGAUUUAAAAAGAUACUUUAGGAAUUGUAAUAAAGUAUUAAGUUAUUUUUGGAUUCAAAAUAAACAAUAAGAUAAGAUUUAGAAUAAGUAUGAAUAUUUAUUUAAUUUUACAAAGUUAAUUAAAUUCAAUGAAUUUAAAUCAUUUAUAAUGGAAUUAGAAUAAUUAGGUGAUUCUAUCAAUCCUUAAGCCAUUGAAUAAGCAGAAUCAGAUGUCCAUAAAUAUUUUUAAAAUAUUACAAUAAAUUUUAAAUAGAAGUUGAGAUAGAAAUUCCAAGAAAAUGUUGAAACUAGAAUACAAAAAGAAAAAAAUGAAGAGUCUUAAAUAUUUCCAGAAUUUAAAAAGUUAUAAUCAUCACUUUAAGAUAUGAUAUUAAAACAUAAAACAUUUUCUAACUAAUUAUAGCCAGAUCCUCCAAAUGAUUAUAUAUUAAGUAACUAGUUUUAUGAAAGAAUAGUGGAAUAUAUACAAAAAUAGUUAAACAUUUAGAUUUAUAAUUCUAAAUUAAUUUAUUCAGGGCAUAAAGAAGAUUUAAAUACCAAUUAAUUUUGGAACAAAUGCAAUAAUAAAGCUAAUUUGUUGAUGAUUUUUAAAUCAUCUAAAAAUAGAAUAUUUGGAGGAUAUUCUCCAUGUAAAUGGGUACAUGAUAAAUAGGGUACUUAUGUUUCAGAUCAAACAUUGUCAACCUUUUUAUUUUCAUAAGAUAAUAAUGAAAUAUAUUAAUUAAAGAAUGAAUGUUAAUAGUUCGCCAUUUAUUGUAAUGAAAAAUAUGGACCUAUUUUUGGAGGUGGUCAUGAUUUAUUUAUCAAUUCUAAUUUUGUGGAUGGAUUUUCAAAACUUGGCCAUUCAUUUUCACUUCCAUCACAAAAAUAAAAAGUUCAUUGGAAUGCAUUUAACUAAUAUAUAACUUCCACUGAUUUAUUUGGUUAAGAAACUUCAAAUAUUGUGGAAUGCUAGAUAUUUGAAUUAAUAUUCUAAUGA